AUGUCUCCCUUAUUUUCGUUUCAUUCUUUCUUCACAUUAUCUUUAUACGGGCGAUUUUUGCCAUGUCUCUCUUUUUUUUUUUUUUUGGUUUCUUUCUUUCUCCAGGUUUUUUACUUACCAAAUAUAUGUUUAUUAUUUCUUUCUAAUUAUUUUACCAUUUUCUUUCCUUUUGUGAUUCUUUUUAGCUUUUUUUCUGACAUUCUCACCUUCAUUCACUCUUUCCUUCCAGAUAUUUUCUAUGCUUUAUAUUUUUGUUUUUGCUUUCUUUCCUUCCUUCUUUAUUCACAAUUGUGCAUUCUAAAUCUCUUUCAAUGUUUUUCUCCCUUUUCUCCUAAUAUUUUCUGCCAUGUUUUUCUUUCAUUAUUUUUUGUGUUUACAUAUCAUUCACUCUUUCCAAUUAUUUUUACUAUAUUCUUUCUUUCUUUCUUUCUUUUUUCCUUUAUUUCUUUCUCCAUAGGUAUCUUUCUCUCUUUCGUUUUUUGCAUCCCAAAUAUUGCUUUCGUUCUAUUUUCUUUCUUUCUUUCUUUUUUUCUUUCUUUCUUUCUUUCUUUAUUUAUUUAUUCUUCCUUUCUUCCUUUUUUUGCUUCCCAAAUAUUGCUUUCGUUCGAUUAUCUUUCCUUCUUUUUCUUUUUUUAUUUCUUCCUUCCUUUCUUUCUUUCUUUUUUCUUUCUUUCAUUCGUUCUGUUUGUCUGUCUGUCUCUCUUUCUCUCUUCCGUUUUUUCAUCCCAAAUAUUGCUUUUGUUCUAUUUUCUUUCUUUCUUUCUUUCUUUCUUUCUUUCUUUCUUUCUUUCUUUCUUUCUUUUGCUUCCCAGAUAUUGCUUUUGUCCGAUAAUCUUUCUUUCUUUCUUUCUUUCUUUCUAUCUUUCUUUCUUUCUUUCUUUCUUUCUUUCUUUCUUUCUAUAUUUAUUUAUUUUUUCUUUCUCUCUUUCUCUCUUUUAA
Acanthosepion pharaonis is the source of this 939-nucleotide messenger RNA. The record is from the annotation of a GenBank genome assembly. NCBI's taxonomy places the organism in Eukaryota, Metazoa, Mollusca, Cephalopoda, Sepiida, Sepiidae.